This is a messenger RNA of Eruca vesicaria subsp. sativa (arugula), 989 nucleotides long. The record is from the annotation of a GenBank genome assembly. NCBI's taxonomy places the organism in Eukaryota, Viridiplantae, Streptophyta, Magnoliopsida, Brassicales, Brassicaceae.
AAAGGAUCAAAUACUUUCUCAAUCGUUUAUAAUUUUUCUCUUUUGGGUUUCUUAUUUGAAUGGUGAGACAAUCCAUGGAGGUUACUCAAUAUCAUCAAAGUUUUAACGAAGGUUCGAGUUCUAGGGUUCCCAUGAACCAGAACUCACAAGUAAUAACCAAGAUCAAGCCCAAGAUUCGCAUCAUCCACAUAUUUGCACCAGAGAUCAUCAAGACCGACGUCAAGAACUUUCGAUCACUUGUCCAAAGUCUAACCGGAAAACCCACAGCCGGAGAAGUCAAAACCGAUAAAAAGAGAGCCAAACCAAGAAUCCCAACGUCUCAAGAACCGGUUCACGGAGAUCAUCAGCCGGUUAACAGGCUAACGGGUUUUACAGGUUUAUUAGCAAACGGAGGAAACCAUCAGGUGAAAGAAGAAUGGGGAUGUGGUGAUCGUAAGAGUACUUUGAACACAAACACUUACUUUGACCUAGAAGGUUUGAUUCAAGAUGUAGAAGAAGAUUACUUCUCUUCGUUUCCCAUGAGAGCGUCUUCGUCUUCACAAGUCGAGGGUUUCAUCUUCAACAACAGCCACAACACCAACAACAACUUCGAUUCAAAGGGCAUAAUACGUCGUAACUAACCAGAGUUUAUAACUUUUAGGGUUUUUUUAUUUUUCAAUCGCAUUGGUUUGAUGAUAUCUAAUCGUUUGAGGCAUGAAAAGCAAACGAAGAAGGUCAUGCUCUUAGGAACAUAAGGCAGAUCGAUAAGUUGUGUUUUAUUGAUGGGUACGAUGAGUGAAUAACUGAUUUUUUGGUAGACUGACUUUGCCAAGGUUGAGAGUUGUAAUGAUCAAAUGUUUAAUUUAUGUGCAGCCCUUCUUGGAGAAGUGACUGUAUCUAAUUAAGUGCUGGUCGAUAGUAAAAAAAAACCCUAGUUGUGUGUUGAUAUGUAACAUUGAUGUGCUACUAUUGGAUGUGUAAUAAUAAUUCUAUGGUGCGUGAUUGUCAUC